Molecule: messenger RNA, 1530 nt
Organism: Prorocentrum cordatum
Lineage: Eukaryota; Dinophyceae; Prorocentrales; Prorocentraceae
Source: the annotation of a GenBank genome assembly
AUGCUCGGACGCAUCUGCGCGCUUCGGUAUGAUCUAAGCGGGUGGAUACGCCCGCUCGACUCGCAGGCAGAGACUUGCGUCCCCUUCGAUGCAGUCGAGGGCGCCGCGCUCUGGGGGCCACCUGCCCGCCCGCGCAUCAACCAGGAGGUCGUCUUCGAUUUGCGCAGCCCUCUGCGCAAUCGUCGCGCAACCAACCUGCGGGGCUACUGUGCUGCUGGGAGCUCGGACACGGGCGGCGCUUCACCCGCUGUGGGCAGCUCCGAGGCGGCCAGAGGCACUCAGCGCGCGCCGCCCGUCGCAGCCCUGCACUCGCGAGCUGCGCAGCCGCGCGCGCGGUCCUCGCCGACAGGGUCGCUCGCGGAAGCAUCGCCACCGCCGCGGUGCGGCGCGGCAGCCGUUCCAGCCGCAGAGGGCUGCUGUCGCGCGUCGAGGGGAAGCCGAUGGGACUCGGCCGACGUCCGUGCUUCUCGCGGUGACGAGCAGCCGCUGCGCGGCAUUGCGCCUGACGUGUAUGCGUCGGAGCACGGGCGGGGAGGGGCAGCGGCCAGCGCGGCGCCCCGCCAGGUCGAGACCCUGCGAGGCGUGCGGCGAGCGCAGAGUCGCCGCUUGGCCGAGCUCGGCACGCCACAGAGGGCCGUCCGGGACGAGCUCGUCGCCGCCGCCCUGGCUGCGGCGCGCGAGGCUCUGCGCAGAGGUGACCCCGAGGCGAUGGUGAACGCCGUGGUCGACAUCAUCGCGCUGCUGUCGCCGCCGCGGCGCCCAGGCGUCAGGGCGCAGGGGCUGCCCAUGCCCGAGGGCGCCGUGGACCGCCUGCGCGCGGCGAGGCAGAGGGCGCUUCGCCGGGCGCUCCUGCGGCUGCUGUCGGGGCAGGGCGGACCGGACCUCUCGGACGCGGGGACACGCAGCUUGCUCAGGUGCCCUCUGGCCCACCUGGCGCGGAUGUUGAGGGGCGUGCAGCUGGGCUCGAUGCGGUCGGCGGUGCAGUGGACGAGGAUCGCCGAUGUCUUUGCCGCUGCAAGUUGGUCACUGGCCUCGGGCGCUGAUGGCCUUCUGGCGCGAGCGCGUUCCCGCUCUACGAGGCCGCUGCACAGGACGCGCGCUGGGGCCGUGUUCGAGCCAAACUGGAAGCUGAAGCAGCUGGGCACUGUUUCCUGCCGGCCAGGCUCAGCAGUGACGCUCCGCUGCAAGAUUUGCGGUCAUUCGAUCAUUUCGGAGUACUUCUUCUUAUCUCCGCGAACUGGGAAAACAAGGGUACUGGUGCCCAGAGGUAAUGGCAACGAGAGUUGUGCAGGGAGGUAUUCUGCCACGGAUGGCACCCCUUGCAUCGUCGACCUCAUCGGCGGAAUGGAUUAUUGCAAGCAUACUAUUCUGCGCAAGGACUGCAGCGAGUGUGGUGGAUCGGCCUUGUGUCAACAUGGUUUCAGACAACGCAGUUGCCGCCAAUGCCGCUUAACAACAUCUGAUUCUAGUAGAGCUUGGGAGUUGGCGCAUCGUCAACAUCGUGAGUUAUGCGUGAGCGCUCGUAUGUGA